AUGCUGCAGAAGGCCUCUUGGCUUGUUGUUGUUGGUUGGUUUCAUCUUCUAAGAGAGACAGGUAAAGUUCUCUCAAUUGCUCACUCCUCUGCAUUUGAGAAGCAUAGUGUGGAGAAAGACGUUGCAGAGCAUAUAAAGAAAGAGUUUGAUAAAAAGCAUGGCUCCACUUGGCACUGUAUCGUUGGCAUAAACUUUGCUGAACAAAUUAAAAGGAUCUUGCGGUGUGGGUGGGUCACCUUUAGGAAAGUCAAGAGACAAAGGGCAGCUGAAGCAAAAGCUGCUGAAAUUGGUAUUCUCUUCGCGUGGGACUUGGGUUUGAAGGAGGUAGUGGUGGAAGGGGACUCUCAAGUAGUGAUGAAUGCACUUAAAGGGAAUGUUGUUCCUGCCUUAGCUAUCCAAAAGAUUGUUGAAGGCUCUAGGUGGUGCCUAAGUCAUUUCAAGGCGUGGAGGGCUGAGCACGUUAGGAGAAACAUCAAUGGGGCUGCACACUCUCUUGCUAGGAAUGCUUUGUUUGUUGAUGAUUGUAAUAUUUUGGUGGAGGAUACUCCCCCUGUUAUUGAACUCCAAAUUCAAAAUGAUGUAAUUGCAAUGGACUUUGGUCCUUAUCAGUGAUAUGUUUGACUAUCAAAAAAAAAAAAAAAAAAAAAGAGACAAAGGGCAGCAGCCCCUUUCUUUGGUAUUAUU
Messenger RNA from Quercus lobata, 684 nucleotides. RefSeq lists its product as uncharacterized. Gene Ontology annotation, biological process: microtubule-based process. The transcript has 3 exons. The record is from RefSeq and is a predicted model, not a curated record. Lineage: Eukaryota; Viridiplantae; Streptophyta; Magnoliopsida; Fagales; Fagaceae. Gene Ontology annotation, cellular component: dynein complex. Bases 1 to 612 code for a protein of 203 amino acids. Gene Ontology annotation, molecular function: RNA-DNA hybrid ribonuclease activity; nucleic acid binding.